AUGGGUCAAAGUUACUCCAAAAGCGACGAGCCAUGUUCGGAAUCUUCCAGCGGACAUAUCGAUCGCAAACCGGACUACUAUGAACUUUUGGGAGUUGACCGAACUGCUUCACCAGACGAAAUAAAAAAGGCAUAUAAAAGAAAAGCUCUUGAGCUACACCCCGAUAGAAAUUAUGGAAACGUCGAUGCCUCCACGAAACUUUUCGCAGAAAUCCAGUCAGCAUAUGAAGUUCUUUCCGAUGAUCAAGAAAGGGCGUGGUAUGAUUCUCAUAGCGACGCAUUUCUCGGUGAGAAUGGAGAACCCAGCGAAGUGCCUUUUGCAUACAAUAAUAUGCGAAUGACUACUGCAAGUGAUAUCAUGAAUAUUUUCUCAAAAUACAGCCCUGGUAUGGAAUUUUCAGAUAGCUCUGACGGAUUCUAUGGUGGUCUUCGAGAGAUAUUCGAUCAGCUCGCUUUGGAGGAGAGACUCGCAUGUCAAUGGGAAAACGCACAGAGCGUGGACUUGCCAACCUUUGGAAAUAGCACCGACUCUUUCGACGAGGUGGUGCGGCCGUUCUAUGUCAUAUGGAGUGGCUUUUCUACGAGGAAGUCAUUUGCUUGGAAAGAUAUUUAUCGGUAUUCGGAAGCCCCUGAUCGCCGAGUGCGACGGCUUAUGGAGAAGAAGAAUAAAAGCUCGCGAGAAGAAGCAAUCCGCGAAUUUAACGAAGCAGUUAGAUCGCUUGUCGGGUUUGUUAAGAAACGUGAUCCUCGCUAUAAAGCAGGAACCAAGACCGAAGCUCAACGUCAAGAAGCACUUCGCCAGUCGACAGCUGCACAGGCCGCCAGGUCGCGGGCAGCGAACCAAGCUAAGCUUCGCGAACAUGUCAUACCUGACUGGGCAAAAUCUGAGGAUCCUGGGGAAAUAUCGUCGAACCAAAGUUCGGAAAGUGAGGUUGAACACUUCGAAUGUGUUGUGUGUCGCAAAACUUUCAAAAGCCAAAAGCAAUUUGAGGCGCAUGAGCGUAGCAAAAAGCAUGUAAAGGCCCUAAAGCAGCUUCGCUGGGAAAUGAUGCAAGAAGAUAAGCAACUAAAGUUAAAUGUUGAUGAUAAUUAA
Messenger RNA from Penicilliopsis zonata CBS 506.65, 1092 nucleotides. RefSeq lists its product as hypothetical. The transcript has 2 exons. Gene Ontology annotation, molecular function: zinc ion binding; nucleic acid binding. The record is from RefSeq and is a predicted model, not a curated record. Gene Ontology annotation, cellular component: cytoplasm. Lineage: Eukaryota; Fungi; Ascomycota; Eurotiomycetes; Eurotiales; Aspergillaceae. The coding region runs from base 1 to 1092 and encodes 363 amino acids.